This is a messenger RNA of Periophthalmus magnuspinnatus, 7840 nucleotides long. RefSeq names its product junctophilin-1-like. Gene Ontology annotation, cellular component: junctional membrane complex; endoplasmic reticulum membrane; plasma membrane. NCBI's taxonomy places the organism in Eukaryota, Metazoa, Chordata, Actinopteri, Gobiiformes, Gobiidae. The record is from RefSeq and is a predicted model, not a curated record. Bases 247 to 2268 code for a protein of 673 amino acids. The transcript has 7 exons.
GGGUCGCUCUGACAGUGAGUGGGAGUCCCCCGCACACGCAGCAGCACACGCAGCGGCACACGCAGCAGCGGGGGAGCACAGUGCAGUCGUGGCGGCCGCCUCUCACAUCCCUCUUGCCGCUUCAGUCUCCAGCGCUCUGCCCAUGAUCCCGGCCGCGCGCUCUCAGCGGCCCCUCACGGUUCAUCCUCCCCCCGCCCGCAGACCUCACCUCACCCGCAGCCCACCGGCUCCUCACCUCCGAGUCUGAUGACGGGCGGCCGCUUCGACUUUGACGAUGGGGGCACGUACUGCGGAGGCUGGGAGGACGGCAAAGCCCACGGCCACGGCGUGUGCACGGGGCCCAAGGGUCAAGGGGAAUACUCCGGCUCUUGGUCCAACGGUUUUGAGAUAGUGGGCACUUACACCUGGCCCAGCGGGAACCAGUACCAGGGCUACUGGGCUCAGGGCAAGCGGCACGGGCUCGGCGUGGAGAACAAGGGCCGAUGGAUUUACCGGGGCGAGUGGACGCACGGCUACAAGGGGCGCUACGGAGUGCGCCAGAGCCUCAACACACCCGCCAGGUACGAGGGCACCUGGACCAACGGCCUACAGGACGGCUACGGCGUGGAGACGUACGGCGACGGCGGUACAUACCAAGGCCAGUGGACCGGGGGUAUGCGUCAUGGAUAUGGGGUGCGUCAAAGUGUCCCGUAUGGCAUGGCCUCGGUGAUCCGCUCCCCUCUGCGCACCUCGCUGGCUUCCCUCCGCAGCGAGCAGAGCAACGGUACUGUACUCCGAGACACGUUCUCCGACAGCCCAGCUGGCACCAGGGGCGGCUUUGUGCUCAACUUUCAAUCUGAAAGCGACGGGGGAGAGAAGAAGAAGGGCCUGUUCCGCCGCGGCUCCAUAUUCGGAAGUCUGCAGCGUCUCCGGAAGUCCGACUCCCGCUCCUCCAUCUCCAGCAAACGCAGCUCCGCCCAUAGCGACACCACCAUGAGCCGCAUUAGCUCCAGCGACGCCAACUCCACCAUCAGCUUCGGAGAUGGGGACGCGGUUGACGACUACCUGCCCCUGGAGGACAACGUGGAUGCCACUACCACAGAGUCCUACAUGGGCGAGUGGAAGAAUGACAAGCGCAGCGGCUUCGGGGUGUCAGAGCGUUCCAAUGGGAUGAAGUACGAAGGCGAGUGGCUUAACAACAAACGCCAUGGAUACGGAUGCACCAUCUUCCCCGAUGGAACCAAAGAAGAGGGCAAGUACAAGAACAACGUGCUGGCCCGGGGCAUCCGCAAGCAGCUCAUCCCUUUGAAGAACACCAAGACCAAACAAAAAGUGGACCGGGCCAUAGAGGGCGCUAUCAGGGCUGCUGCCAUCGCCAGAACCAAAGUGGAGAUUGCUGUCUCCAGGACAGCCCAUGCUCGUGCCAAAGCAGACGCUGCUGACCAGGCCGCGCAGUCGGCUAAUCAGGACUCCGACAUUGCCCGGGCAGUGGCCAGAGAGCUGGCUCCAAGCUUCCACCAGCCCGGUCCUGAUUACAUCCGACAGAAGUACAACGAGCCUCUGGAGGUGCAGGAGGUGGUGGAGGAGAAGAAGGAAAAGUCUCCAUCUGGAAGUCCUCACUUCUAUAGAAAAGGCACCACCCCUGAAACAUCGCCCUCCCAGAGCCCCUCCCAGAGCCCCGCCCCCAGCCCCCCACCCUCACCUCCGCCCCCACCCAAGAAGACCACCCCCACGAAGGCCACAGGCAAGGAGAACAAAGCUCCCACUCCUGAGGCCGUCACUGCAGGUAUCACAAAGGCUGCAUCCAAGCUCUCUCUGAAACAGGAAGUGAAGUCAGCAGAGCCCCUCCCUCUCAAGCCCCUCCCCCCUGCCCCCACCUCCAACUCCAGCAACGGACAGAUCCACUCCCAGUUCCACAGCUACUACGUCAAGGCCGACAUCAAGCUGCCUCCCCCUGAGGAGCUGGAAGGCCUGGAGGACGACUUCCACCCCUCUAGUCUUGCUCGGUUACCCCCUCCCAGCAAAACAUUUGGAUCUGCAGCCACCAAAGCCCCAGUCGCCAGCACCCCAUCUCCAGUCCCCCCAAAAGACACCCCAAAAUCUGCAGAGUCCAAGCCCAAACGUCAGGAGUCCACCAAGCCAAAGAGCUUGGCAGAGACAAAGAAAGCCAGUAUGGAAAUAGUCCAGGACGCUGUGGAGGAGGAGACGGGUCCUAACUCCAUCCUGGUGGCUCUUGUGAUGCUUAUCAAUGUCGGUCUAGCAAUUAUUUUUGUCCAUUUUCUCACCUGACCAAAUCUGAUCUCAGAGGAGGAGUGUGCUACCGCGCUGCCGAUGGGCCCCUCCACACGAGGGGGGCCAGCCCGGCAGCCACUGGUGUCAUGGCCAAGUGAAAGUAGAAGGAUUGUGAAUGAGAAGGCUGAGAAGAGUUAGUUAGGACUGAAGAAGAGAGAGAGAGAGACAGCUGAUCAGAGACCACCACCGCACCCCCGCUUUCUGAAGGACUGUGGACUCUGAGCCACUCCACUAGAACACUGCCCAGGCCGCUCUAUGCCCAGGGAGAAGAGCUGAAUGUGAGGGUCAGCACUGGCACUGCCCACCCAAGCCUAUAAUAAUGUGUGUGUGUAUGUGAGCGUGUGCGCGUGUGUGUGUGUGAGAGAGAGAGCGCUACUGUCUAGCUCAUGUCUACAAAUGUUACAAUAAAACCAAUUUGUGCCCGGUCCAGUUUGGCUUUUCUUAACUGUUCACCAGUACGGCUGCUUUUGGAAAGGGACAGGUGUUUCGAAUGCAGGUUGUAUGCUGCAAACAUGAAUAUCUACAUCAGUUAAACGUUCACUGUGUCUCUGACUCAUUCGGACUCGUUCUGAAUUCAUUAUAUGCAAAAUAAACUUUCAUUAGCUCACCAUUAGUUUACUCAGAGUUGUAUUUUGACUGAUUCGUGCAUGUUUGAGUCAUCUUGUGUUGCUUUUGAGGCUUGAGUGUUCAGAAAGCUUCAGUUUAUUAACUUAAUAUUGCAUAGCCAUUUUAUUAAAAAAAUUAAAAAGCACUGUAAAUGAAGAUUUGCUGCAGUUUUGAGCAAGAGAUCAACCGACCUGUUUCUGCUAUUAAACCAUUUUAAAUCAACAUUGCGGUUUACAAUGAAGAAAUAGUAAUACAAAAGACUAUUAAGUUAUUUUUAAUAGAAAAAUAACAAUAAUCUAAACAUUAGCAAAUCAUGACUGACUAUCAAAGAUCAUUACUUUUUCAUAUAAGAUGAAAACUCCUCCAUCAUAGUUUAAAUAUUUAUAUUUUUCUUUUUCUUUAUUAUUUAUUUCUUGUUCUUUAUUUUAUUUCCAUACAUUUUGUGUUUGUUUUUUGUUUUAUUUUGUUUUUUUUCUCUAUGGAAAUACUCUUAGCUCAAAAAAUAAAUAUUUUAAAAAAUAUAUAGUCCAACCAACUAAAUAAAUCUCAACCAGUCACAAAUUCUCAAAUGGAGAUCGUGGCUCAAGCCAUUUUAACUGAUGUAGACGUCCAGAUUUGCCGUAGCCUGACGUUCCCUAAACGUUCCCUUUAGGCAGGACUCAGGAGCGUGUUUUGAGCUGCUUCUUGUCGGCGUUGGCCUCAGUGUGGAGUGAGUGGGCUGGGGUCUGUUCACACGUCCACUGGGGCUGAUGGAAGGGGGCAGCUGUGGCCCCUUUUACAGAGUGACGUGGUGUUGGGUGAGAAGGGCCAGGCCAGGAAUGUCAGGCUGGGGCUCUGCCAGCUCAUGAGGCCUGCACUAGUUCAAGUCUGUAGGACAGAUUUUCAUCUUUUCAUCAGUAUUGCCUGGUUUAGUACGAUCGUGCGUGUGGUAAAUAUUUAUCAUUGUUUAAAAAGUCCAUGGCAUCAUUACAAAAAUGAUAUCCAAAAAGCAGGAAAAUCUAUGUCAAUUUAAACGUGACUUUAUCAAGUGAGCGUGUUAUAAAUAUCUACAUUUUAUAUUUGUCUCAUUUGUUGUGUAAAUAAGACAAGCUUUGUCCUUGUUUUACAUAAUGGUUGCUAGGUAACAGGGAUGCACUAAUCCAGCUUUUACAGGUCCAAUACUGAUUUCGAUACUAAUACUUUAAGUGCCCAAUAUAAACUGACACCAGAGCAGAGGCUGAAAAUAGCAUUUAGUUUAAACUCAAAACAAAUAAUGUGUUAUGGAACUGUUUUUUAUCUUAUUACAUCAAUUCAUACGUCCAAUCAGGAGACCCGCUGAGCCGAUAUUUGGAAGGCGAUAUCAGAUCCCAGUAUUGGAUCAGUGCAUCCCGAGUAACAGAUAUGAAAUGACCUCUGAGGCUCAUGUACAAACAGGUGAAGAGUACAAUGAUAAACUAGGGAGAAAUAGGGAAGAUUUUUUUUGUUUUGUUAUAAAAAUCUCAAACUAACUAUUAACAAUUUUUAAAUUAUGUUACGUUAAGUAUUCUAUUUUUCUUUUUUUUCCGUUUUUACCUCAUGCCCCUGCCCGCAGCUCUGUUAAUAGCAGUUUUUCUUUUUGUUUUUUGUUUUCAUUUGCAGGCUUAAGUGCAGAAGUGUAUUUUGUUACAAAUGAUUGGUUUAAAUAUAACAUUACACCUGCUGUUGUGGAGAGUUAAAGCUCUUUGGCUCGUGGCCAGUUCAAGUCUAGCCUUAUUGUUCUUAUAAACUGUAAAUUGUGCUAUUAAUACAUUUUGAAAAAUAAGUUUAGUAUUUGAACUUUUUUGGUUUAAGCCAGAAAUGUUGCUUAAUUAUUAAUUUAUUUUUCCUCACACAGUAGUGGUGUUGUAUUAUGACAGAAACAUGGCUCAUUUUUACCUUUAAUCUUAAUUUAUUGAAUGAGCACUGUUUGGAAAAUGUGUAUGACUAUUUUAACAUAUAUAUAGCAUCAUAUAUGGAGCAUCACAUGUAUUGGGGAGGUUCAUAUGAUUUUUUGUAUAAUUUCUAGUUGCUUACAGAUGUUUACCUGUGUUUUCAGUUGGGCUAAAACAACUACAAAAUACACUGCCUGGCCAAAAAAAAGGCACCACCUGGCUUUAAAUAGAUAUAAAUACGUUGGUGUUACUGCAGUUGGUCAGGUCUAGGUUCAGCAACAGUGUGUGCUCAAAGAAUGAGGUCAGCUGACACCUGAAUAUACUGAAUGACCAGGUAUUCCAUCAAUGGAUUUUUUCUUCCCUGAUGACACGGGCAUAUUCCAAGAUGACAAUGCCAGGAUUCAUCGGGCUCAAAUUGUGACAGAGUGGAUCAGGAGCAUGAGACAUCAUUUUCACACAUGGAUUGUCCACCACAGAGUCCAGACCUUAACCCCAUUGAGAAUCUUUGGGAUGUGCUGGAGAAGCUUUGUGCAGCGUCAGACUCGACCAUCAUCAAUGCAACAUCUUGGUUAAAUUAAUGCAGCACUGGAUGGAAAUAAAUCUUGUGACAUUGCAGAAGUGAAAUCAAAACAAUGCAACAGCGAAUGUGUGACGUUAUCAAAGCUAAAGGUGGAACAACCAAAUAUUAGAGUGUGUGCCCUUUUUUUUUUUUUGGUGGCGACUUUUUUUUGGCCAAGCAGUGUAAGACUGUUCAUGGCGUUUAGACGGGUCCAAUGAAAGCCAAUAGAUCAGAUAUACAUUACACAGAAUUUGCUGAUGUCAUCAUUUCAGAUGGAGGGCAGGAGCCUAUUGAUAUUUUGCAGUGACAUCACGCUGGGGGUAUUCGACAUGUAUCUCUAUGGUGGAAUGUUCAGCAGUUACCAUGGUGACACAAUGCACACAUUAGCAAACACAACCAAAUAAGUUUUAAACUCAAGUAAAAAUACUAAAUGGAUUUAAACGGCACAUUUUCAGGAGCCUGUGAUCAGUCUGAGCUCAUGGUCAUGUUUGAAUUUCAACAAAAAGGUGAGAGCGACUCACUGAAAAACUGUUGGCUAAUGCUAGCUAGCUUGUGACCGUGAUUUUAUAUGUGAGGGACUUGUUCCAGUUCCUCUCUUUCUGGUCAGGUUGUGUUAAAAUAUAGCUCAAAAUAAAGUCUAACAGAGAUUUUGAUAUGAUUUUAUUUUUUCUCAUUUUUGUGCUGUACUUUGUGAGAAUACCAGAUUCAAUGCAUUAUUUCAUAUUUUGUCCUCCCAGUUAACUUCAAUUAUAAAUCAGAUGUGACCUUUUUAGACCGUCACUUUUAUGCUGAAUAGUAGUUAUAGAACAGAGGUGCCCAAACUUUUUUUUUAUCAAGAGCCACAUCUCAAAACAUAUUUGAAGCGGAGGGCCACAGACCAGUGAUCAGUGCAGUGUGGUGCUUCAUACAUAGCUUUGACAGAGCCGCUGUGUAUUAAAAAGACCUGAAAAACAUUCAUUUUAGGUCUGUAUCACUCUGCAAUGUGAUGUUUGAGGUUAUAGGGGUAGAAAUAGUUUAAUUUGCUGUUAAAAGUACUGUUUAUGAUCAGUUGGGCCGGUUCAGCAGGAGGCCUGAGGGACAAUAAAAACUGGUCUGAGGGCCACAUUUGGCCCCCGGGCCAUAGUUUGGACACCCCUGUUAUAGAAAUACUUUGUGCUUUAAUUUGAGUAAUGUUAUGUCAAGGAAAUGCUUCUUUUACUUAAGUACAAGUCCUCCUGUAAUUAUAUAUUUAACUACAUUUAUUUAUAUUAUUUAUUACAUUUGUUUGAGGAGCAUGGCAAGAAACAAACGUGGGGAUGAACAGUUUAAAAGGAGUAGCUACAGUUUCAUAAUUAUAAGUCUAAUGGGGUUGCAGUGUUUCCUGGACGUGGGUUGAGCUGCUCGGGGUCAGACAGAACUUUCAUGAGGACCCAUGCUCUCCAUGUUUCCUUGGGAUCCCACUCAGAGCAGGCCCGGUCUAUUAUCCGGUUUAAUAAUGCAUCCAGAGCUCUCAGCUGCAGCUACGAGUGUGAUCCGUGUGUGAUCAGGUCAACAGACACUAAGCACAAACACAAGUGAAGGAAAAAACAGACUUUGUGACACUAAAUGAGCAAUAAUAAUGAAUGUAUUUACUAUGUUGUAAUGUAUAACUACUGUUAAUAAUUUUAUGUUUGGCUUGUUUUUGUUGCUUUGGCUGUGACUUUAUUCUACAACAUCUCUAACUGCCUAAAUCUUGCAAUAUUUUUAAUGUCAUUCAAACAUUUGCUGCACUUGUGAUGAGUUGUAGAUUAUUGUUGAAAUGAUGGGAAAGCAAAGGACGAGCCAUGCAAACUGUACUGUGUAUGUGGUGUGCUCUACCAACUGACCCACAACAGUGCUGAGUGCAGGAAUAUGUGUUAAAAAUGUAAUGAGGUAGACUGUUUCCUAUUGGCCGUUCUCUUGUGUGGGCUGGGCUUAUAGUUCAGGAGAUGAGUCUGGAUUGGACCUUUACAGCAUGUCCUGGUUAUGCACUGAAUAUUUAAAAGGUUAAUCUCUAAUUUUGAAUCAAUUAAACCAAUUGAAAAUGCAUCCCUAAAACUCCUCAAGUGAAAAAUUCAUCAGCAUUUAAAAUUCAGAUCUAAUUAGCCCAUAGUGGAGUCUAUUUUUAUUGGACUGGCUGUGUAAAGCAACAAAUCUAAUGGUCAUUUCAGCUCCCAAAAGUGAUCUUCAGGUCAGGUUUGAUGGAUGCAGAACGCUCUUCAGUGUGGGGGAAAGGGGGGUGGAAAAAAAGGAUGGUUGAAUGUUUUUAAAAUUUUUUAUUUUUUUUUUGGUGACAGUCUUAGAGUCAUGACUGUCUGAUGUCAGAUUAAACCAUAUGUGCCAGAACACUGCUCAGAUGAACUAUUGUAAUGUGUUCCUUACAUGUGAAUGCAAGCUUUGCAGUUGUGGAGACAUUUUGAAUACUCUAAAUGUUGAAACUAGCUGUGAUUAAAACCUGCUGUUGACUGUUUUAUGCUCUGUGUGUGUGAGAGAGAAGAUUAAAAUGCAUUGACAUUAG